UUCCAAAUGUCAUUUUACGUUUGCGUUGCCGAGGGCCGUGAAAAAACUGAAAAUUAUUACAAAAACCCGUAAAAAUCAAUCAGCUUAUAAAAAAAUAUUGUGUUUAAUUCACAGAGAAUAACUUUAAAAUGUGAUAAACGCCAUAAUCUACUCUUACAUAGCGUUUUUCCAGAAUGCUGAUACAUAUUGCAAUAAUUGCUCGAGUUAACUUGUUCAAUUAUUUUAUGUUAUAAUUCUGCGUGCUAAUUUUUAAUGUUAUGGCUCCUGUUAACAACGACAGACACCCAAGUCAUACAGGCACCAUACCGAAGACGAAGGCUCGAAACAAUUGCAAUGUACCGCAAGAAGCUGUGACUCCCACAAGAAGAGACAUGACGACCAAUUUAGUUUCGACAUCUUUGGAUUGGGUGCCAGUUUCGGAAUACAAUACAAGAUCAAAUUACAAUAAAUCUAGAAAACCAUCAAAUAAUGCUUCUGACCAUGAACUGACUGAUUUAGAUAAUUCAGUAACAUUUGAGAGUGGAUUUGGAAGAUUUGUACCUGUUAGACCACAACCUCGUGCUUUACCUUUAAACGUUCAGAACCGUGAAAAUAUUACCGGUGAUCACCACGACGACGCGACAGCCUCGUCGGUGACUGGGCACACAUUACACCCUUAUGCACAUCAAAUGCAAAAUGGUUUGAUUCCACAUUCUAACCAUGCAGCUGCAGCUGUUAUGAUUGUCAAUCCUACUACACCUAAUGCAGUUACUGGAAAUAUAUCUCAACCUUUCAACGCUUCAAAUCAAAAUAGAAACAACUUGUCAAGAAAUCUAAACCCAGCACGGAAUAACUUUGAAACAAAUAGUCUUGCUAGCAACAAUAACACUACUCCCCCAAUAUCUAAUUCUCGUUCAGGAACGAAAACUGUUAAUUUAAUGAAUAAUAUGUAUGACCAAGGACAAGGCAGCUUCAAUAACCUGAAUGAGAGCAAUUCUCUUCAUAGAGAAUCCGCAAGAGCUCUAGGUGAAGCGAUAGUAGCAGCGUGCCCUGACGCGGCUGCCGUUGAACGUCGACUAGGACAAAUACGAGAGUACAUACGUGUGACGUCAUCUCUCGUUGAUACCAUGCGGAAUUCGGAGGAUGAAGCCUUUAUUGAACACACAAAAGAGGAAUAUGAUGAAUUAGUUGAAAUGGUUAUGCAAUUGAAAGAAAGUGAAAACAAAUUGGAAAAUAUACUGGUCCAGAAAAAACCAGAUAAUGAAGAGGUUCCUGCAUUAGAAGAAGAUAGUGGACCUUCUAUCCCAGAGGCUAGUGGAAAGGCAGAAGAAAAAGUUGAAACUGUGACACCACAAGACAAAACCAAUGAUCUUAAAAAUAAUAAUGAUAAUAUUGUAAACAAUAACCUAAAGAAGGUUACAAAUAUUGAAAAUGAGCAAUUGAACAAAACAUUGCAAAAUGUAAAAACUAGUGAUGACACACUAAAUAAGUCCCCAAAGGCUGCCACUUCUGAUCAGAGUAAUGAUAAUAAACAACAGACAUCUGAAACCGAUUUGGAAAAAGUGGUUGAUUCUCACGAAAAUUCAGAGAACAUUCUUGAAAUAGUAGAAAUAGAAUCGAUACCUUACAAAGAACCUGAAAUUAAAAAAGAUGAUCAGCACUUGAAUGCAAUUUUACGAAAAAAUAUUUUGUCGUGUGUUGAAAAGGUGGCAUUGAUUGAAGAAAUGAAAAACAAAUGCAAAUCACCAACUAAGCAGCAGGAUCAGCAGGAUCUUGUAACAAGACCUGUUUCAGUCCAAAGCAAUGGCUCUAUGUACAGUGACAAUGAACUUUGGCAAAACGAAAUCAAAAGUAAAAUGGAAUUAUCGCAAAUACGCUUGACAGCAUUAAAACAACAACAAAAGAGGCUUUUGAAGUAUCAAGAAGAAGCGAAACAACAAUUAGAAGAUGAGCACAGAGACAGACAAUCACAAGAAAUACAGCCAUCAACAUCACAUGACAAUUUUGUUGGUUUGCAGAACCAGUCGUUUAGCGGUAAUUACCACAAUCCAAAUCGAAUGUAUGCUGCUAAUCAAAUCGGUGUCGCCACAACGCUGCCUCAUUCGACUGAAGCGCUGCAUACCCAACAAAACAUGUCUGAAAACAUAGAGAACGACCACGGCCACUCCAUUCACAAUCACAAUCAGGACGAACGGUUUACACACCGUGACGCCAAUGUUGCCAGCAGUGAGGAGGCAGCAGGAGUUGGCCGCGACAGUGACGGCGAAGAGGACGAAGGCUUGCUCAGUGAGCGUGGCCGUAUGCUGCAAAUGAAGCUGAGAGAACUACAGAUGAAAAAACAGCACAUGGAGAAUUUGGUAACUGAAUUCCAGAAAUUACAAAUGGCGACGUGCCUUGAAAGUUCUCACAAUAAUUACUCCAGUUCGGGAGAAGACAGCGGCGAUGAAGAGCCAUCACGCAAAUGUAAUAAAAGUGGGGGGAAUAUUAAAAAUGAAGAUCCUUUCAAAUUAAUGGAAAUAAAAGCCAUCAAGACUGCACUUCAAAAGACAAAAGACCUUAUGCGGUCAGUGGAGAAUUACGAGACAGAACAACAAAUGGCCGCGGCAGUGAACGAUGAGACGUUCUCAAUACCCGGCCAUUCAAACAUUCAUGAUAACAAAUCCGAAGGCGGUGGCAGCAUGGGCGGAUGGUCACACGAUGGAAGCGUUUGCCGCGUUCGCAACUCGUUACCUCCGCGACACAAGUACACUAACGAACACCAUUCGCAGCACCAGCAUCAACAACAUCAACAACUGCAGCAACAUCAACAACUGCAACAACAUCAACAUCAACAGCUGCAGCAACAUCAACAGCUUCAACAACAUCAACAACACCAGCAACAUCAACAUCAACAGCACCAGAGUCACGAAGCUAACAUAGCUACUUUACAAGAACUUGCGCAAGAAUUGCGUAUGGAAACUGAAAAGAUCAUGGGUGAACGCGCUCGAAUCAAAGAUAUGGUCUCAAAUAAAGAGGUAGCUCGUAAACAGAAGAAAGUUAACGAAGAAGUGCGAGCGGGCCCGAGUGGCGUGCCCGGCCCGGCCGAGCGCCGCCAAAUGCAGCUGCGGGCUUUGCUCGCUGAUAAGCAGAGGGAGCUUGAGGCGCUGCUGAAUAAGGAGAAAGUAUUAUGUGCUGGACCAGAACAACAGAAGAUAAAACCAGAUUCAAGAACUGGUUCUAUUGUGAACCAAUCCUACAAUAGUGAGCAAGAGGAGCCAGAUUCCCGAUCUGAACAGAUUUUAAUGGAUUCCCAAAACUCAAGGGAAACUGAAAACUUCAGGAGUGGCGGCGGCGACAGUGCGCUUGGCGGCCGGUCUGGUACCUCGGCGCCCUCGCACGCUCCCAGUACUUACGCCAGCGAUAGCGAUACGGCUUCUAGAAAUAAAUCCAAUCAAAGGAACCGGACCCGUCGAAGGCAGCCCCUGGAACGACCAGUCGAGGAAAAUGCACCUCAGCCCAACAAUGUUAAUCAAAACGCUCGUCAUGAAGCGCGAGUGGACUCUUCAAAUGUCAACAUGGUUCAACCCACUGCACAGAACGUUGAAAACCCUGUGAAUAUGCCGUACUCACAUAUGCCGCCACCACCAUGGAAUAGCUCUAAGAGUAAUCAGGAUAUGAGAACCAACCAGUUCACGCAAAACAGCCACUCGCAAACCAUGGACCGCCUGAUGGGGACUCCUCAAAUGUCGUUCCCGCCCUCUAUGCCGUUCAACAUGAUGAUGCCUUACGGCAUGGUGGGCGGCUGCGGUUGCGGCUGCGGCUUCUGGGGCGCGUGGUGCUGGCAGCAGCUCGUCAUGCAGCAGCGCGAGAUACACCAGCUCAGGGACCAGCUCAACCACUUGGAAGAGCGUUGGCGUGCCGAGACCGCAUCGCAUACUCUCAACAAUCAAGUGCCUCCUGGAAAUCGGGCCAACAACUAUUGGGAUAACUUCCGAAGCUACUCUCGUCAAAACCUCCUAUCGGCGAACAGCAAGACGAACGCGGACGGGCACCUGGGCGCGGGCGGGCCGCCGCAGCCGCAGCCGCUGGCCGAGCGCUCGCACAACACAUUGACGCGCGCCGCCUCCCACACGCCGCCCGCCAAGCGCAACGACGCCGCCGACCCGCGCCGCCGCAACCUCGCGCCCGACGCGCACCGCCCGCCCGACCAGCCGCCCGCCGAGCCCUCCAACCCCUUCCGCAACCUCAACGUCGCCGACCCCGACCCCGAGGUCGUCCAGGCGCACUCCAACAACCUCAACUCCGCGCCCGCCAAGCGCAAGUCCUCCUCCAAGCUGCCCGCCAAGAACUCCACCGGCCGCCGCAACUGCACGCUCGACUACUCGCAGACCAGCAACGUCAACAUCGCGAGCGCCUCCGAGACCCCCAACCCCAACCUGGCGUCGACGAGCCGCGACGCGCGCGACAAGGCCACCUCGAAGCUGUUCGACCUGCUCCGCGAGAACGUCUACUCGGAGGUCACCGCGCUGAUCGGCGUGAACGAGUCUCACCCGGACUUCCUGAUCCAGCUGUUCAGGGAGCUGCAGCUGAUCAGCUCGGACCCGCUGCGGCAGAGAGUUCUGCAGUCGAUCCGCGGCGUUCUCUCGCAGUACGGCUCGAUCCUGGAGAGUCAGAGCGGCGAGCCCGGCCCCGAGGAGAGCCGGCCCGAGGAGAUAUCGACCACCUCGGAGGAGGCCGCGAACUAUCCCGAGUGCAGUUCGACCACCCGAAACGUGGGCGCGAGCCCGAUUCAGAUCGACAACAAAAUCGUUCGGUUUCUGCUGACCAAAAGUGACGAAGUGUUCACGAUGGAAAUGAUAGAAUCUCUGGCGUCGCAGAUCCUGGUCGGCUCGCCGGACGGCCGACCCUCGCAGCGGUCGAAGAAGAGGCUCGUCGAGGCGCUCGCCAAGUACGAGGGCAUCCGGGUGUCGGACGUUUCUAACGACAUAAUCGAGAACCUGCCGUUUCUGGUUUCGGGGACCGACGAGGGCGACGAGUCGAGUCAGCUGGCGAGCGAGCGCUCCGAGUCGUCCAUAUUGCAGGACGUGGCCGGCUCCCUGAACCUGUUCAGCUCGAGCGACGGCCAGCUGCACCAGCUGAACGCGUGUCCCUACGACGUGUGGCCGGGCCACGUGCACAUGGACAUCGACGGCGGCGACGUGAACGACGCCAGCCCGCGCUCGAGCCAGGAGGGCAAGAUGGAUCUCCUCAACUGCUCGGAGAUGCACAACGGGGACCUGGCCGAGGCCGACCAGACGUGCCGCUCGGAGGGCGAGGCGCGCGACGACGCGGCCGAGGCGCUGCCCGACGUGGUGGACACCGAGGAGCCCACGCCCACUGAGGCGGAAGCGGAAUGGCUCGGGCUUGACCGUGUGCCAACAAGGCUGCACAUGGGUGAAUCGUCUGAAAAACAAAAAGGUGAUGUUAAUAUUCAGUAACAUGUAGGAGCAAACACCCAAACUUAGCCUUGGCUAAUAUACUGUUUGAGUGGCAACUGAAAAGCAAUAAUAAAAUUAUUAAUCUUCAUCACCAUCUGUAACAGACAAAGAAAAUAAAUAGAAAUUAAUAUUAUUCUUCCUCUUUUUUCCAGAUUAAAUCUCGAGAAGUUUGACGAAAUCCUGUUAGUUUUUAAAUUUAUUCCUGUGAAUUUUUAGUAUUGUAAUCCAUGAUUAUUUAAUUAUCUUAACAUUAUUUACAUGACGUCCUUCAUUUGUGUAAUAUUUAUUGGUAUAAAUAAAUAUAUUAUAUAAUUAAAAACUGUUGUUAAAAAUAAAAACUCUCCCAAUUCCUACAUAGAUGUUUAUUAGCAAACCCUUAUAAUCAAAAAACUUUGUUAACCUUAACUACUCAUAAAAUUUAGUCACAUUUUCACGUUUUAGUGUCCCAUAAAGUCAGUGGCACUUGAUCACAUUUUUCUUAAACUAUUACAUGAAAUAUAUUUCGUUAAAGACACUGUAGGAAUUGAUAAAUGUUCCCGCCAUGUGUGUUCCAGUACAGCGACUCCAGCGCAUCUUCAAUACUCUUGUUUGAAUUCUUGAUCUCGGUUGUCUCAGGUGCAUUGGUUUUCUCUUUUUGUACUUCUGUAGAUAAAAUGGAAAUUGCUCAGUGAAGAAAAAAUCUAGUAAUAGAUUUUUUUAUUUAAGUAAUUUAUUACUUUGCCAAUAAGUUCAGAGACUAUAUCAUAUGGACCAUGAGACAACGAGAUAUAUCUGGAUUGUUGUGGGUUGGACGUAGUAAACAUGGAUUGUAGGUUGAAGGCGACGGCACCAUACCCUCUGAAAUAAAUUCGGACUUCAUCACACUGUGGCUUUAACGUCACAGUGGGAAGUCUCCGCUGAGUUUUGUUGCUGUUUCAAGGCCGUAUUACAAUAUGUACAAAAUUAUUAUUAAAUACUUAUGCCGAGUUGCACCACCUAACUUUAACCGUAACGAUAACCGGUGAUUCUUGGAUGGAGUUUGACAGACGUGUGAUGUUUCUUAAAGUUAAAGUAAGAUGGUGCAAUCCAGCCUUAUUGUUUUUAAAUCGAGCCAAUAAAAUGUCGCUUCAAAAAUAAGACAACUAAUAAGAAUGGUCUCAAUAUGAAUAAAAGGAAGUGAGCAAUUAUUUUAUAGACUCAAAAUAAAAUAUACAGUGUUAUGAAUUUUUAAUAAUAUGGUACAAUUUGGAAAUAAAUAAAGGGCCUAAAACGCAUCAAACAAGCUUUAAAAUGUCCAUAGAAAAAAUUCACGAGUUUUAAUACAUAUGACCAAUUAAAGUAUUUUUUUUUUUAAUUGACAUAAUAUUAAACUUAUUCUAUGCGUUUUAGGUCGAUCAAUGUGAUGUGCUAAUUUUGGGACACCUGUAUGUUUACAAUAUGAAUGAAGCCAAGGCCUGCCUUUUAUUAUGUUUAUAAUCUUUAAAUACCGGUGAAAGGGAUAAGCUGUUUAAUAUUCGCUCUAGUGACAAAAAAUUCAUGAAAUGAUGUACAUUUUACCAUCACCCACGCGUACCUGCAAAAAAUGUUGGCCCUACCUUUUCGUUUCACAAUAUCUUUGAAAUGUAUACCAACUUAUCCCUCUCACUUUGUUUAAAAAAGAUAGAAAACUAAAACACGGCGCCAUUCAAAGAUGGCGCAUACAUAAUUUCUUGUGAGAAAAAUACCAUUCAUACCUAAAACAAUAUCUGAGAUAUCUUAAUAAUAUUGUAAAUACCACUGCCAUAUAUGGGUUUUGCUUGUCUGGUGAUCAAUCUGUCACGAUAUUCUGGAAGUUUUAUCCGCCGUUUAUAUCAGAGUAAAUUUUUGAGUUGCCUAGCAAUUAUCCAGUGUAUAAUUUCGUACAUUACAUAUAAAUUUUACUAGACAAAUGUGAUAAAUAAAGUAGAAUUUUCGAUUCAAUACACGUUUCUGGCUCGCUUUUAGUGAAGUUUGCAUAGUAAAUAUUUAACUUUGAUGUGGCAGUAACUGAAGGCUUGCUGUUGCAUCAGUUACGAUCUACCUCUUAGUUUAACGUGGUAGCUACAACAUCACGGGGUUUCUGCGUUCGUGGAGACGUGUCGUUUUUUCGUUAAACAAAUGCCGCACGACUGGAGAUGUGUAGCCACAGCUCUGUUACCAGCCGCACCGCUCUACUACCAAAGGAACCUACUCAGUUGCGCUAUGCACAGGCAUAGCGUAACAUUAACUUAGGUACAGACCUCAAGAUAGCAAUGUAUAUUUAUACAGGAUGCAGUUUUGUAAAACAACGCCCAUCUCAGGGGUGGUAGGACACAUGAAAGUAAUUACAAGAAAAAUAUAAAUAAAAUUUUAACUAUUACUUAAAUAGUGAAAAACCUUGUUCAAACGUCUCCUAAAACUUUCGAGACGGCGCUUGUUACCGCCCGCACCACCCCCGCGUGCCCCGCUACACCACCGAGCACAUGCGGCCACCGCCCCGUGAGAGCGGGGGGACUGUCCGAUAGCUCGCCUACGUUAAUAGAAUUAUCCUGACUUAGUGGAUUUUUCUAUGAAAAUUCUCAUGGUUCUCAUUCUCAAAAUUAGUGUCGUGUAUAGGCUACCACCCCUGAAAUGGGCGUUGUGUCACAAAACCACACCCUGUAUAGACACAUGUCCUUGUAAAUCAAAAUAUAUGUUAUUGACGAUUAAAUGGUCGACUCAAUUAUUUCAUUGCUCAACAAAAAAAUUAUGAAACAGCAAUUUGUGGCGGCUUCUAGCAAAAACGUGGCGCAGCGCUAAGGAUAAUAUUUGGGACACAGUAUCAAAAGUUAUUAAGACCAUUCAGGGCCUACGCUAAAACUAGCGCGGCGAACGCCCGUCUCCGCCUAAAAAUGCAUAGACAUAUACAACCGCGGCGUGCGCCCGGCUCCCGUGCGUGCGUGUAGAAGAAACACGUCACACGCAUUGUGCUUAUCUCACUCGUGCGGGCGGGCGCUCGCGUGAGUUUUAGCGGAUCCCUCCAAGAUCUGCUGCAGCUAUGGUGUGAGUUGCAUGCACAUUUUAAAAUAAUUAAAAAAUCUUAAAAGUAUUUUUAACAAUUA
This is a messenger RNA of Ostrinia furnacalis (Asian corn borer), 8512 nucleotides long. RefSeq names its product pericentriolar material 1 protein. Gene Ontology annotation, biological process: microtubule anchoring at centrosome; protein localization to centrosome; non-motile cilium assembly. Bases 258 to 5435 code for a protein of 1725 amino acids. The record is from RefSeq and is a predicted model, not a curated record. The transcript has 28 exons. Lineage: Eukaryota; Metazoa; Arthropoda; Insecta; Lepidoptera; Crambidae. Gene Ontology annotation, cellular component: ciliary basal body; centrosome; centriolar satellite.